Pistacia vera is the source of this 1323-nucleotide messenger RNA. RefSeq names its product kynurenine--oxoglutarate transaminase-like. The record is from RefSeq and is a predicted model, not a curated record. The transcript has 9 exons. Gene Ontology annotation, molecular function: L-kynurenine:2-oxoglutarate transaminase activity; pyridoxal phosphate binding. NCBI's taxonomy places the organism in Eukaryota, Viridiplantae, Streptophyta, Magnoliopsida, Sapindales, Anacardiaceae. Gene Ontology annotation, biological process: biosynthetic process. Gene Ontology annotation, cellular component: cytoplasm. The coding region runs from base 34 to 1245 and encodes 403 amino acids.
AGGCCACGAGGCCAGCGACGGACGGAGAGAGGUAUGGAGAAGAAGCUAUCUUCAGCUGCUAAGUCUUUCACUCCAUCACCGAUUCAACAACUCUCAUUUCUUGCUCAGAGAUGCAACGCAAUCAACCUCGCUGAAGGCUUCCCAGACUUUCCUGCUCCUCUCCACAUCAAAAACGCAGCCGUUUCCGCUAUCAAUUCUGACUUCAAUCAGUACAGACACGUGCAAGGAAUCUGUGAGCAGUUGGCCAAAAUAGUGAAGCAAAUGCAUGGUUUAAAUGUUGAUCCUCUGAGUGAUAUCGCCAUUUGCUGUGGCCAAACAGAGGCGUUUGCAGCAGCAGUUUUUGCUGUAAUAGACAAAGGUGAUGAAGUUGUGCUCUUUGAUCCUGCAUAUGAAACAUAUGAAGCAUCCAUAAUCGUUGCUGGAGGAGUCCCAGUAUAUGUAGCUCUUGAUCCACCUCACUGGACAUUGGAUCCACAUAAAUUCAUCAAGUCUAUUACUGCUAAAACAAAAGCUAUAGUAUUGAAUAGCCCUCACAACCCAACUGGCAAAAUUUUUUCCGAAGACGAGCUUGAGAUUAUCGCUGGAGCUUGCUGCAUAAAGGAUUGCCUAGCUAUAACUGAUGAAGUAUAUGAGCAUAUAAUUUUUGAGAACGAGAAGCAUACAUCCCUUGCCUCCCUUCCAGGAAUGCAAGAGCGGACUAUCAUCACAUCUUCCUUAUCAAAAACUUUUAGCGUUACAGGUUGGAGGGUUGGAUGGGCCAUUGCUCCUCCUAUCAUUGCAUCUGCAAUCAGAAACAUUCAUGUUAAAAUGACGGAUUCUGCUCCAGCACCAUUCCAGGAGGCUGCUUUGACUGCUUUGAGCAGCCCCUUGGAAUACUUUGAAUCACUGAGAAAGGAAUAUGAAUUCAAAAGAGACUAUGUUGUGAAGUUGCUCGGUGGGAUUGGUUUCCAGAUUCAUUUUAAGCCUCAGGGCUCAUUCUUUUUAUUUGCAGAGCUUCCUCAGAACUGUUUACUUUCUGAUGUAGAAUAUGUUGAAGAAAUGAUAAAACAAGCGGAGGUGGUAGCUGUGCCAGGAUGUGGAUUUUUUCACACAAAUUUCUCACGGGAAAAUUCAUCUGAAGUUGGAAAUAGCUAUCAUAAGAGAUACAUCAGGUUUGCCUUCUGCAAAAGCAAUGAUACUUUGGCAGCUGCAGCACAGAAGCUUGGCAAGGUUUUGGACGAUUCAGGGUGUCUAAAGAUACAUUGAUUUGUAGCAAGGGUAACUGUUAAUAACCGAGGUUGAUAUAUUGCCCUAAAAUUUAGUGUAGUACGAUUUUCCCUCUUU